Molecule: messenger RNA, 738 nt
Organism: Trichomonas vaginalis G3
Lineage: Eukaryota; Parabasalia; Trichomonadida; Trichomonadidae
Product: protein of unknown function (DUF3447)
Exons: 1
Coding region: 1-738 (245 amino acids)
Source: RefSeq, a predicted model, not a curated record
AUGACUGAGAGUGACUUUAAUAUUUCAGAACUUUUUGAAUUAACGAAAGAUUACACUGAUACUUUUAAAGCAUUCUACAGGCUUCAUACUUUCGACGAAGAUGAAAUUGACAAAAUUUACAAAGAUAUCAAAAACAAAAUCAUCGAAACAAAAAUAAUUUCUCCAUCAACAUUUGUCAAAUCUAUUUCAUAUGCAAUACAAUAUAACAAUCGUUAUUUGAUGUCAUACUUUCGGAUUUUCGAAAAAUUAUAUGAAGAUUAUCAACCAAAUAAUGUUAAUUUUGAAUAUUUAUGUCAUGGAUUUGAUAAGCUUAUUUACGACAAAUAUAAAAUUUCAUAUUUGAAAAAAACCGAAUAUGAAAAUUGUUCCAUAGAAUUCCUCAACGAAAACACAAUUUACAGAUCAAUAAUGGAAGAUGACAUUAAAUCAUUUAUAGGUUUCACAGAAAGGAGUGGAUUUGAUGAAAAACAAGUCAUUGAAAAUGAUUUCUUUCCUUAUAAAUAUCAUAAGAAUACAUUGAUUGAAUUAUGUUGUUAUUAUGGUUCUGUAAACUGCUUUAAGUUUUUGAUCACUAAAUUUAAACCAAAAAUCACAAAAACAUGCCUUAGAUAUUCAUUUUUAGGAGGAAAUCAAGAAAUAGUAAUGGAAUGUCUUAAAUAUAAAACACCAGAUGAGGAUUGCCUGGAAAAUGCAGUUGUUUCACACAACAAUGACUUUGUCAGUUUUUUGCUCACAUAA